Molecule: messenger RNA, 1391 nt
Organism: Micromonas pusilla CCMP1545
Lineage: Eukaryota; Viridiplantae; Chlorophyta; Mamiellophyceae; Mamiellales; Mamiellaceae
Exons: 2
Coding region: 1-1239 (412 amino acids)
Biological process (GO): branched-chain amino acid metabolic process
Molecular function (GO): branched-chain-amino-acid:2-oxoglutarate transaminase activity
Source: RefSeq, a predicted model, not a curated record
AUGUCCGCGAUCUGCGCCGCGCCCGCGGCGACGUGCGCGUCGCUUCACGCGAUUCGCGCCUCCUCCCAAAAGGAUGGCGCCUCCGCCGCCGCCGCGAGGCGCGUCGCGACGCCCCUGCGCGCGCGACCGAACGUCGCGUCCUCGCGAGGCGCGCGUCUCGCCGCGAACGUCUCGACGCCCGCGAAGAAGUCCGCCGCGUCCGCCGCGGACAUCGACUGGGACGCGCUCGGGUUCGGCCUCACGGAGACGGCGUUCAUGUGCCGCGCCACGUGCGACGUCGACGGCGAGUGGACGACGGGUCAGCUCGAGCCGUACGGCGACCUCUCCCUCUCCCCCGCGGCCGCGGUCUUAAACUACGGCCAGGGCAUCUUCGAGGGGAUGAAGGCGUACAGGACCGUGGACGGCGCCGUCGCAGUGUUCCGACCGGAUCAAAACGCGAAGCGCUUCGCGGAGGGCGCGGGGCGCAUGUCGAUGCCGCCCGUGCCGGAGGACGUCUUCGUGGACGCGGUCAAGAAGACGAUCAGCGCGAACCGCGACUUCAUCCCGCCGGAGGGCAAGGGGUCGCUCUACCUCCGGCCGCUGCUCAUCGGCACCGGACCGAUCCUCGGGUUGGGUCCGGCGCCGUCGUACGACUUUCUCGUGUACUGCUCGCCCGUGGCUUCUUAUUUUAAAGGUGGGCAGCUCACGCCGAUCGAUCUGGUCGUCGAGGAGACGUACCACAGAGCCGCGCCGGGGGGCACGGGGAGCACGAAGUGCGUCGGGAACUACUCGCCCGUGUUGAAGGUGCAGCUCAAGGCGAAGAAGGAGGGGUUCAGCGACGUGAUUUACCUCGACGCGGUGAACAACAAGUACAUCGAGGAAGUGAGCAGCUGCAACUUUUUCGCCGUCAAGGGAAAGACGAUCGCGACGCCGGCGCUCGGCGGCAGCAUCCUCCCGGGGAUCACGCGCAAGUCCGUGAUCGAGCUCGCGAAGAAGAAGGGAUACGUCGUCGAGGAGAGGAACGUCAGCGUGGAGGAGGUGCUCGACGCGGACGAGUGCUUUUGCACGGGCACCGCCGUCGUCGUCGUGCCCGUCGGAUCCGUGACGCACAGGGGCGAGAAGAAGGUGUUCAAGGGCGGGAAGGUGGGCGAGGUCGGGCAGUCGCUGUACGACGAGCUCACCGGUAUUCAGGCGGGGAAGUUGGAGGCGCCGGAGGGGUGGUUGGUGAACGUCCCCGAGGGCUUCCACGACGCGAAGUGACGACGCUUCCAGAUUUUGGUCGGUCCGCGACGGAGGGAGCGACGGCGGGCGGAGGGAGGAGCGGUCGGAAGGAGGACGGCGCGGUCGUUUGUAUAGCGCGGCGGUAUCGUAACGUCAUCGACGAAGGAAACGUUGGCGGGAUCGCGUGCUCU